UGUAACCCUUCAACAAAAGAGUGAGCAUCACCUUCACAACUUAGUUUGAUGUCAUUAUCUUGCCGGAAGAAAAAUGGUAUGAGAUACCUUGUUUCAGUAGACUCCAUUUUUCUUCUAUCAUCCAAGCUUGUUCACUUCCAGCUAGGUGUAAGCCAAGCUUUAACGAGUGAAACAAAACUGCGUUCAUCUGCCAGAUAAAGGGUUCAGUAAAUAUCAGGACUUCUCAACGCUGUAAUGGACGUACCGAUGAAAGACAAAAGUAAAAAUCGAACAAUCACUGGUAACUUCUUCUACAGUCAACAAAAACCGAUCUCCGAUGACAAGAGCUUAACUAAGAAUAGCGAGAAGAGGUCGUCCAACUUGUGUGAGCUGAACUGUGACGAUAAAUGUUUAUCCAUAUAUGGAUCAUGUCAGACCAGGCCGAUCCUUAUCCUUCCUAAGAUAACCAAGGUGACGAGGCACAAAUACGACAAGGAAUACUUCUGCUUGGAAUACGGCGAAAAACCAGAUAUUUAUACUACCUUUCUCACUAUCAUCGACAAAAGCGAUGCAGAUGAUUGGGAGGUUGAACUGUGUAAACUCACGGGACAGACUCUACCUCCUGGUCGCCGUAGAAUACAGACUGGCGUUAAACCGCGAACAUGGCGAAACAAAGGAGUGGGUCAUACAUUGUCAACCCCGAGCGUGCCUGACGGUUUCGAGGAGAGUCAAAGAGAUGGUCAAAGCUCCCCAGAAGAGAGUCACAUAGGAGAGGUGGUAGGAUAUGACAAAGUCAGUCCAACUCCUGGAAACACACCAAGCAAUAGAAAGAGCUAUGCGGUCGAUGAAGAAGCGGGCAUUGUCCUCGAAGAGACGAACCGGAAGCUUCACGAGAUGAAGGGGCAACAACAAGGACAACACGAACAACAUCAGCAACAUGAUCAGCAAGUGCGUCAGAGACAUGAAGGAAGACAAGAAUGUCCAACUCAACCCUUUGGUGAACUGACAUCCACACAUUCACUCAACGUGCUCCAAGACUACCAAUGCACGCACAUUGGGUUUGAAUGCAGUCAAGAAAAGUUGAGCGUGGCCAUUAACAAAGAAGAAUUCUUAGAAACGGCCGAUAUCAAUAAUGUCUUUGCCUCCUACCUAGGAUCUCUGUAUGUAAGGUCGUGUCCAGAAAGUUUACAAAGUAAGCUGUUCAUCGGAACACGUAUCCUACAAGUGAACAAACAAGAACCUGUCUCCGCUGAUAAAGCCAUUGACUACAUCCUAACCAGUGCUGUUAACACGGUGAACUUGCUGGUUCAAUUAUUUCCUUUUGGUUAUCGUGUACGAUUACGCAUCUCGUCUCUUGCCGAUCUGGGCAUUGAACUCCUCGGUAAUGAGAUAACAGAUUACGGAGAUGGAAUAAUGGGCAAAAUAGCUGAAUGUAAAAAGUGUAUCAGUACAACUCUCUCCGCUUCAGACCAUUCUUCUGUUGAAAGGUUAUCCAUAACAGCUGUUGGAGACAGGCAUGUUCCAUACAAUGCAUACGGAGAUGAGGUAAAAGAUAUGUUAGCUUCUGCAAUCAACGAUGUCAACAUGUCGGAAGACGGUCACCUAGUUCUGCUCUUGCAGCCCUCAGAGUUCUGCCAAGCCAUGGCUCCAAAUGCUUUGCAAAGACGUUUUGUACAAGAAGGAGAUGCUCUCUUACAUCCAACACCAAACCGCAGACCGUCACAUCCGGGGAUACUCAGAAGCAUUCCUCCUUAUUAAAACCCACUCGAUGGCCGAGAUGCAACCAUUGAGGCUAUGCUAUAAAGGUCAUGGUUCUAAAGGUCAAUAUCCUUUCAAACUCAUAGAGACAUUAUGAUAAACAUCGAUCGUAACAAUAGAAUUCUUAUAUUCCUCACGCUAUGCUAUUACCCCGGCUGCACAGCUUCAAAUACUGCGUGUUCUCAUUUCGAGGAGUAGUGUCCUACCGGGUAUACCGAUUUGCUUUACCUGGGUCGAGUUUGGCGAAUGAAGGAUCAAUAUCUUGCUAAAGGACUUUAUGGUAGCACCACAUUGGAAAAUCAACUGUGAACCUUGCACAUGUUAACAAAUUACCAUUUUCCCGGGCAAGGUUUCUGUAGGUGUAAAAUUUAUAAAGUCGGAGAAUGCUGCUGGUAUCUGCGAGCAUAAUAUUCGAAAUCGUUGGAUUUAUGUAUAUUCAUUCAAAUGCAUGUGUCUAUUUUUCACGAGAGAUGUUAUGCAAUAGCCUAACAUAAUAUGAGAAAUUAUAUAUCGAGAAUUUAUUAUAUUAAGAUACAUGUUUUAUUUUGCAUGAGGUCUACUUUGCCAUAAGCCAUUUCGUUGUAGAUUUUGAGAUACACAAAAUAUCAAAAUCGGUUGAAUGAAUGACAUUUCAGAUCUUCAUCAAAGGCAUGCGCUCAGCCAUCAUCAACCGCAUGUCAAAAUAGAUUUUAUUGAUUAAAUUCAAAAUAUGUAAUUAAUGUAUGGAUGUUUUGGCGCGGGUUUACCUUAACUAUUUCAUUUGGCAUUUUAUUAUUUCACGGAAGUUGCUUUGGGUGUACUCAUUUUAUGGAUAUCGUCAAUGGGUAUGGGAUUUUGUUAUUUUGUAUAUUUCCAUAUAUCGUUAUGUUACAUUAACACAGAAAAGUUAUCUGAUUCUAAGUUCAAAGAUUCUAUGUUUGCAAUAUUAUAUAUUUCUUCUCACGUAGUUAAGGUGUAAGAGGGACGAAAAUUUUUACCUUUGUUGAAUAAUGGCCUCAAAUUGAAAUUACAAUAUACCACAUCGUAACCAUCGAGUAUUAUCUAGCUACAGCCAGCUUUACUAUACCGUUUUAUUCUCAUUUACUCAAUAACAACUUGAAUGUUUAAUUUAUGACCGAGGUAAUUCUCGCUUUCUUCUUAGACUUAUACUAUUUUCUCUCGUUCGUUUUUUUUACCUUUACCUUUAGAUGUAUUUCUUUUGCUAUACUCAAUAUGUUCUUGUAUUAAAAUGUAAAUUUAUUUUGGCAAUGGCGUUUCUAUAGCAGACCCCGUUUGGGUGGAAAGCAAACGAAAAAUCUAGGUAGUAUUAAAUGUUAAUCUCAAGUAUAGUCUGCCUGCUCUUUCACCACAGUUUAUACGAAAUAAUGAGGAGAUGCAAGAUGGAGUGGUAGGAGAGUAGUUUGUGACGUCACCCAUCGAACAAUUAGUUUCAACGUUCUAUGCAAGAGAGCACAUUGGCUGAGCCAGAAAGUUUCAUUUCAUUUAUUUUCCAUUUCCAGCAAUCAUUUUUACAAAAAGUUUUGUUACAUACAUCUUGAUAUAUAUUCAAUAAAGCAAGGAAACUUUAUAUAUGUAUAAUAAUCAAGAUAACCAUACUAUCAGGUCGGAAACGGAAAAUGUAGCUGAAAAAUAUCCGCCGCCCCCCCCCCCCCCCUCCGCUAUUGACGAAGGUUGGAUCCGCCCCUGUUUGGGGGAAUCUUUGAUAGUAGUAUUGUUCAAAUGUUCCACUUCCCUCAACUGCUGAGAAACCUGCCAUAUUUAGAGUUGAAAUAUAACAGAGAAGUUAGUAUGUGAAUCGUCUUCAACCGUCCAAUAGAAGACACGUCUAUACUUAUUAUGAGAGGGUGCGAAUUAAUCAUGCAAGUAUAUUAAAUUUGUUAAUUUCGACUGUGUAACUGAGCAUUAUGAACAAGAGGAGUAUACAAUUAUACGCUCGGAUGUCUCCCUCCCAAAUUAUAAAAUUCUUGGAGUAUGUACUCAGAUUUGUACAUAUGAACUCAGAACGCGAUGUGCAUUUUAUGUCAUGAAAAUAAAGAGCGAAAUGUUUUCUAUUCAUUUUAACAAAAGAGUUGUUCUUGUUGUUGGAAGCAAGGUUUGUUGGUUUGACAAAAUGACACAAUGCUCAAUAAUCACUGGCGUAUAAGUGCAUGACGUCACGCUACUCAAGUGUGUGUAUGGUUGAGGGAGUGUGGGAUAUGACACAUUGGUUCACCCCCCCCCCCCCC
Molecule: messenger RNA, 3962 nt
Organism: Lytechinus variegatus (green sea urchin)
Lineage: Eukaryota; Metazoa; Echinodermata; Echinoidea; Temnopleuroida; Toxopneustidae
Exons: 10
Coding region: 235-1737 (500 amino acids)
Source: RefSeq, a predicted model, not a curated record